This is a messenger RNA of Paramecium sonneborni, 396 nucleotides long. The record is from the annotation of a GenBank genome assembly. NCBI's taxonomy places the organism in Eukaryota, Ciliophora, Oligohymenophorea, Peniculida, Parameciidae.
AUGAUUUUAAGACAGCAUAAAAAAGAGAAUAAAGAAAGUCGAUUGAUAGAAGAAGAAAAAAAGGAGAAAUUUUAAUAAUUAGCAGAUAAAGCAAUAGAUAUACCUAAAUAGAUAAGUAGGAAAGAUAUUUACAUUAGAAGAGACUUUAAAUAAUUAUAAUAAUAUUAUUAUGUACUUGUAAAGUAUAGAGAAUUAUUAAUUUGUUGGAGUAAUUUAAAGGAUAAAAUAAUAAUAUUUACAUUUCAUAUGACAUAUAUGGGUGAAUAUAUUUAGGAAUGGAAUUAAAAAAGAUAAAUUAAAAUUUAAAGAGACGAAAUUUAAAUUAUUGGGUAGAAGUUGGGAUAUAUUUUAAAUAUUGGGAAGAACAUUUAUUAUAACAGAUUGUUUAUAUUUUGA